AUGAAAAUGUCAACAUUUUUAGUCACAUUGGUAGCACUUCUCUGUUGCUUAUAUUUGGUAAAAGGAAAUGGUGAUGAAACAAAUAUUGAUUGUAGUACUGUAAGAUGUGCUCAAGUUAUCUGUCCAGCUAACCAUGAAACCUACGUAAAACCUGGAGAAUGUUGCAACAGCUGUAGAAAUUGUUCUGAAACUAUGUGUCCAUUGUACGUUAAACAUUGUCCAGCUGAUCAAUUCUGGGGUCGUCCAGAAGGAAAGUGCUGCCCUGAUUGUGUUCCAUGUAAUCAAAAAAAGUUGAAUCCCUGUCCAAGAAUUGCCAUCGUAUGUCCAGUUGGCCAAACUCCAGGUAGAAAGACAAAUGAUUGUUGUAUUAGCUGUAUAGAGUGCCCUAAAGAAGAAUGCCCAUUGAUGAAAUGCAAAGAAGGAUAUGAGAUGGGUCACGUAACCAAUAAAUGUUGUCAAACCUGUGUUCCUAUCCAAAAAAACUAA
Messenger RNA from Cavenderia fasciculata, 486 nucleotides. RefSeq lists its product as uncharacterized. The record is from RefSeq and is a predicted model, not a curated record. Lineage: Eukaryota; Evosea; Eumycetozoa; Acytosteliales; Cavenderiaceae. Bases 1 to 486 code for a protein of 161 amino acids. The transcript has 3 exons.